This is a messenger RNA of Melanotaenia boesemani (Boeseman's rainbowfish), 1836 nucleotides long. RefSeq names its product opsin 4a (melanopsin) (gene opn4a). The transcript has 10 exons. Gene Ontology annotation, biological process: G protein-coupled receptor signaling pathway; visual perception. Gene Ontology annotation, cellular component: membrane. The record is from RefSeq and is a predicted model, not a curated record. Gene Ontology annotation, molecular function: G protein-coupled receptor activity. The coding region runs from base 1 to 1500 and encodes 499 amino acids. Lineage: Eukaryota; Metazoa; Chordata; Actinopteri; Atheriniformes; Melanotaeniidae.
AUGGUGCCCGAGGCCCCGCAUCCUUUCCCGACUGUGGACGUGCCCGAUCAUGCCCACUACACCAUCGGCUCUGUCAUCCUCGCCAUCGGCAUCACCGGCAUAGUGGGAAACUUCCUGGUCAUAUACGCCUUUAGCAGGAGUCGCAGUCUGAGGACGCCGGCCAAUAUGUUCAUCAUUAACCUUGCCAUCACCGACCUGCUGAUGUGCAUCACCCAGGCACCCAUCUUCUUCACCACCAGCAUGCACAAGAGGUGGAUCUUUGGAGAGAAAGGUUGCGAGCUCUACGCUUUCUGUGGCGCUCUCUUCGGGAUCUGCUCCAUGAUCACGCUGACAGUGAUUGCCAUCGACCGUUACUUCGUCAUCACGCGACCUCUGACCUCCAUCGGGGUGUUGUCAAAGAAACGGGCCCUCCUCAUCCUCGUGGCAGCCUGGGCCUACUCCCUGGCCUGGAGCCUGCCGCCGUUCUUCGGCUGGAGUGCUUAUGUACCGGAGGGCCUGCUGACUUCCUGUACGUGGGACUACAUGACCUUUACCCCUUCGGUGCGAGCGUACACCAUGCUGCUCUUCAUUUUCGUCUUCUUCCUGCCGCUCUUCAUCAUCAUUUACUGCUACGUCUUCAUCUUCCGCGCCAUCCGGACCACCAACCAGGCGGUGGGGAAGAUUAACGGCAGCACCCGGGACACAGUGAAGAGUUUCCAUCGGCUGCAGAACGAGUGGAGGAUGGCAAAAAUCGCUCUGAUCGUCAUCCUCCUCUACGUCAUCUCCUGGUCGCCAUACUCCACCGUCGCCCUCACCGCCUUCGCUGGGUACGCCGACAUGUUGACUCCCUACAUGAACUCUGUCCCGGCCGUCAUCGCCAAGGCCUCGGCCAUCCACAACCCCAUCAUCUACGCCAUCACACACCCAAAGUACAGGUUGGCUUUAGCCAAAUACAUCCCGUGUCUGGGCACCCUGCUCUGCGUCCAUCCUCGCGACCUGCGUUCGGCCAGCAGCAGCUUCAUGUCCACGCGCCGCUCCACGGUGACCAGCCAGAGUUCCGACAUCAGCAGCCAGUACCGGCGGCAGAGCACUGCCAAGUCCCGCCUCUCCUCCGCCUCCGACAGCGAAUCGGGUUUAACUGACACCGAAGCCGAUCUGUCCAGUCUGAGCUCUCGACCAGCCAGCCGCCAGGUGUCAUGUGACAUCAGCAGAGACACCGCCGAGCUGACCGACUUUCCCAAACACUCGUCCAGCUUCAAGUCCAAGAUAAAGAACCACGACUCGGGCAUCUUUGAGAAGACAUCCUACGAUGCCAUCUCCAUGGGCGGGGUCAGUGAACGCAACAGCAUCCCAAAUAACGGAGACUUCGCAGAGGGACACAUGAUGAGGGGUGCGAUUGGUCGGAUCCCGAGCAUCGUCAUCACCUCGGAGUCCAGCCCCUUCCUUCCUGUUGGACAAAAGGGAUCACGGACAACCCGGCCCAAGACAGCCAGCAGCAACUCGGGGGCGGGGCCUGGGUAGAGCCACGCCCCCUGCAGGAGCCAUGUGACCAGCUCACUUCCUGUCAGAUAUUUAGUUCUCAGAAACAAACAGCUAACAGAGGAAAGCAGAGGUUCCAGAUUUAUGGAUGUUUUACAACUUUUUUGAUUUAAUGUUAUUUCCAAACAGAUUUAGAUGGACAUGGAGUCGUGUUUCCAAAACCAGAUUAGAAGUAAAAUAAGUGGUUACUUACAGAGCAACUUAACGCUCUGUGUGGAUCAGACAGCUUAGAUUACCAUAGCCGAUCCAGACUUUUAUGGGGCUCUCAGCUGAAUUUGAUUUGUCAGAGUGGCCCAAUAAUUUGCAUUAGUAUGUAGU